AUGAAGCCUGCUAUCCUCCUGGUCUUCAUUCUCUGCCAAGUUCUACCAGUCAGAGGCAAGUUCAAGGAAAUCUGUGAGCGACCCAAUGGCUCCUGCCAAAGAUACUGCAUUGAAACGGAGGUGUAUGUUGGACAGUGUUUAGACAACAGAUUCUGCUGCCUGCCACUUGGCAAGCAUCCCAGGAUCGAGAACACCACCCCCAGGAGGCUCCAAGCUCAGAAGCAUUCCAGCAGAGUUGUCUUUGCCCUUCUGUGCCUUAAGCUUCACUGCCCCAGAGGAGGUGCAGCCCCACCCCCAGCGAAUAAAAGCCCAAGAGCCCCUUGA
Perognathus longimembris pacificus (Pacific pocket mouse) is the source of this 324-nucleotide messenger RNA. Its product is annotated as beta-defensin 108B-like. Lineage: Eukaryota; Metazoa; Chordata; Mammalia; Rodentia; Heteromyidae. The record is from RefSeq and is a predicted model, not a curated record. The transcript has 3 exons. Bases 1 to 324 code for a protein of 107 amino acids.